AUGAUCCCCGAGGUUAUUUUCCACACCCGUUCACAAGACGAGGAACAGGUCCGUGACCAUUAUGACCGAGGUGACGAUUUCUACUCGUGGUUCUUGGGUCCUCGUAUGAUUUAUACUUCAGGUAUUAUUUCCGAUAUCACUCGUGAAGAGACUCUGGAAGAGCUUCAAGAUAACAAACUUCGUGUUGUUUGUGAGAAGAUUGGUCUUAAGAAGGGUGACCGUCAUUUGGAUCUUGGCUGUGGUUGGGGUACUCUUGUCAGAUACGCCUCUUCUCAAUAUGGAGCUCACAGUACUGGUAUUACACUUGGUCGUAAUCAGACCGUGUGGGGUAAUACCAAUCUUGCCAAAGACGGUAUUCCCGAGUCUCAAUCGAAAAUCCUCUGUCUUGACUACCGUGACGCCCCAGUUCCUCCUGGUAAAUAUAACAAGAUCACCUGUUUAGAGAUGUCGGAGCACGUUGGAGUGCGCAAUUUCAGCAAGUUCUUGACCCAAGUGUAUGAUAUGUUGGACGACGACGGAGUUUUCUUUAUGCAAUAUGCCGGAAUCCGUAAGUACUGGCAGUACGAGGAUCUGAUCUGGGGUUUGUUCAUGAACAAGUACGUUUUCCCUGGAGCCGACGCCUCAACUCCUCUUGGCUGGACUAUUGACAAGCUCGAGGGUACUGGUUUUGAGGUUGUGAGUGUUGAUACUAUUGGCGUGCACUACUCGGCCACUCUGUGGAGAUGGUACCGCAACUGGCUGGGUAACCGUGAGAAGGUCGUGGCCAAGUACGGCCAAAAGUGGUUCCGUAUCUGGGAGUUCUUCCUUGCCAGCUCCGUCAUCGUGUCCCGUCAAGGAUCCGCCACCUGUUUCCAGAUUGUUCUCCGCAAGAACCUCAACUCCAAGCACCGAAUCAACGACGUCCCCAGACAAUUCGGUCUCGACGUGCCCCAACCGGCCACCGGCAACAAGUGGUUGAACGAGUAG
Messenger RNA from Sugiyamaella lignohabitans, 966 nucleotides. Its product is annotated as Sphingolipid C9-methyltransferase. The record is from RefSeq and is a predicted model, not a curated record. NCBI's taxonomy places the organism in Eukaryota, Fungi, Ascomycota, Dipodascomycetes, Dipodascales, Trichomonascaceae. The transcript has a single exon. Gene Ontology annotation, biological process: lipid biosynthetic process; cellular response to biotic stimulus. Bases 1 to 966 code for a protein of 321 amino acids.